AUGCCUGAUCCCGCUGCUGCCUGUUCCUGCUGCCGCUCCUGCUGCUGCCUGUCCCUGCUGCCUGCUCCUGCUGCUGCCUGUCCCUGCUGCCUGCUCCUGCUGCUCCUACUACUACAUGUGCCGCUGCUGCUGUUCCUGCCGCUCCGCAGGCUCCCAGGCUGCACCUGUCUCUACGGCUCGGCUCUUUCAGACACGCUCCCCAUCACGCUGCCCAUCCUGCAGCGGCGCUGA
Knipowitschia caucasica is the source of this 231-nucleotide messenger RNA. NCBI's taxonomy places the organism in Eukaryota, Metazoa, Chordata, Actinopteri, Gobiiformes, Gobiidae. The record is from the annotation of a GenBank genome assembly.